GUCCCUGAGGUGGCGGCAUAGAUCCUUCUAGCAAAUUUAUCUUUAAGUCUCAGCACUGAAGGAAAACUCUCUGAAAUCAGAGUCCUUUUAGAAGAGAUGUACCGCUGAAACUUGUAGCCAAAAGAGUAAACAUCUGAGUAUCUACUGCCCUGCGUUCCACAUCUUUAACUACUUGCCACGUUGCCGUAGGAGACGUUGGAAAAGAACACAGAGAUGGCAUUAGAUCUACAUGGAUGCCAUUUAUCAGCUGGAUGUUAGAGAAAAAAAAACUUUGUGGGCCUCAGUUUCUCUGAGCUUUGAUGUCCCCGUGUAUAAUAUGAAGAGAUUGGACUAGAGGUGAUAUUUAAGAUCCCUUCUGGCUCUAACAAUGGCAUUUCAGGGAUUCUGGUAGCUAGCCGCAGAAUUAUACUGGGCUAAGAUGGAUCUUGUACUCAAUGCUGCAGAUUAUUAUUUUUUUACACCGUACUUCUAUCCAGCCUCAUGGUCUGAGGAUGACAUCUUCCGACAAACUAUUAGUCUCCUGAUUGUAACAAAUCUUGGUGCUUAUAUCCUUUAUUUCUUCUUUGCAACACUGAGUUAUUAUUUUGUCUAUGAUCAUUCAUUAAUGAAGCAUCCACAGUUUUUAAAGAAUCAAGUCUAUAGAGAGAUUACGUUUACUGUGCAGUCGUUGCCGUGGAUUAGUAUCCCCACUGUGUCACUGUUCCUGCUGGAGUUGAGAGGUUACAGCAAGUUAUAUGAUGACAUAGGAGAGUUUCCCAGCGGCUGGGUUCGCCUCUUUGUCAGUAUACUGUCCUUCCUCUUUUUCACUGACAUGCUGAUCUACUGGAUUCACAGAGGCCUUCAUCAUAGACUUGUGUAUAAGCGCAUACACAAACCCCAUCAUCUCUGGAAGAUUCCUACUCCAUUUGCAAGUCAUGCUUUUCACCCUGUGGAUGGCUUUCUUCAGAGUCUACCUUACCAUAUAUACCCUUUUAUCUUCCCAUUACACAAGGUGGUCUACUUAAGUUUGUACAUCUUGGUCAACAUCUGGACGAUUUCCAUUCAUGAUGGUGAUUUUCGUGUUCCCCACGUCUUAAGGCCAUUUAUUAAUGGCUCAGCCCAUCAUACAGACCACCACAUGUUCUUUGACUAUAACUAUGGACAGUAUUUCACCUUGUGGGAUAGAAUUGGAGGCUCGUUCAAAAAUCCUUCCUCCUUUGAAGGGAAAGGACCACUUAGUUAUGUGAAGAAGAUGACAGAAGAAAAGUGCAACAGCCAUGCAGAAAAUGGUUGUAAAAAUGAAAAAUUAUUCAGUGGGGAGUUUACAAAGACUGAGUAGAUUGUUGCCCUGUUAUUAAAUAUUAUGAAAUAUUUUUAAUAAGGAAAAAUAAUCUACAUACAUACAACCAAGAGACACAGCAAGCAAAUGGUAUUUGAGAGUCUGUAUUGUGGGUACUGCUGAGGAAUGAUCGUGAUGUAGAUCAAGGAAGGAAUGCUGUUAACACCGACAUUUUAACCUCAUGUUUACCAUGCUAGGUGUUAGUCUCAAGGACAAGUCGUGUCUCUGUAGCCAGCAUAUCUGUAACUUGUAUAGCCUCAACAACAGUUUUUAUAAAGAUAGAGAAUAAAUUAUUGAGGGGACUAGGUUAUGUCCUUUUGCCUUAAUCCACCCAUAUUCAUUAAGAAAAAUACAUUGUGCUUGAUAAUACCAAGACUAAGCAUCAUAACAAAGAAAUACUAAUAUAAACAUGGUUCCUUGUUUCAGGAAUGGUUAAGUCUUCAAUGUUGGUAUGAUAAUGACUACCUGUAGUAUUUUGUUCCAGUGGAUACAUCAAUGUGAAAAAAAAUCUGAUAUAACGUAUUAGUGGCCAAGUAAAUAACCUAAUUAAUAGCAGGUAUAAUAAGAUUAUCAUCUUCCUACACAUAGGAAGCUUAUUCUCUGGGGACAUUGUCAAAUAUUAACAUUUUACUGAUGAAAAAAUAAAUUAGAAUUUUAAAAAAUACUGAUACUACCACGAUUUAAUACAGAUCUGGGCUUAUUUAAAGAUUUUGAUGGUUAUUAUUUUAAACCAUUAUUUAAUAAGAUUAUGUGAACCUGAAUAUAUUUAGAAAGGGAAAUUUGAUGCCCAGAUAAUAUAUUUGACACUACUGCUUUUUUAAUUAAAUGGAUGCACUGCACUUUUGAUAUGUUCAAAAUUACAAUCUUAUAAUUUCCUAUAAAAGGAAGUAAUUGCCAAAUAUUUAGGCCGAUCACUGAAGAUUAGUUUUCUGAAAUCUUAUUUUCCCUCUUCUCCCUUCACCUUUCCCCACUUUCUGUGCAAAAAGAUUUAACAAAUAGUUUCAUAAGGAAAUGUUGUGUGUUGUAACAUAAGUAUAUUGGAAAAACGUGGGUUGAAAAAGGCAUUCUAUAAGCUAUUUAUGUAAAAUCAAUAAAAGUUGAUUAUUACUAUUA
Molecule: messenger RNA, 2431 nt
Organism: Zalophus californianus (California sea lion)
Lineage: Eukaryota; Metazoa; Chordata; Mammalia; Carnivora; Otariidae
Gene: SC5D
Product: sterol-C5-desaturase
Exons: 5
Coding region: 419-1318 (299 amino acids)
Molecular function (GO): oxidoreductase activity; iron ion binding
Source: RefSeq, a predicted model, not a curated record